Pipistrellus nathusii (Nathusius's pipistrelle) is the source of this 456-nucleotide messenger RNA. The record is from the annotation of a GenBank genome assembly. Lineage: Eukaryota; Metazoa; Chordata; Mammalia; Chiroptera; Vespertilionidae.
AUGGACUCGGCCCCGGAGGGGUACGAGCUCAACGGUGACCUGCGGCCGGACUCGCCCGGCGCCCAGGACGCCCGGCCCUCGCGCUGGGGCCGCAGCGGGCCCAUCAACGUGAACCACUACGCCAACAAGAAGAGCGCGGCCGAGAGCAUGCUGGACAUCGCCCUGCUCAUGGCCAACGCCUCGCAGCUGAAGGCCGUCAUCGACCAGGGCCCCAGCUUCGGCUUCUUCGCGCCCCUCGUGGCCCUCAUCUCCAUCUCCCUGGUGCUGCAGAUCAGCGUGGGCGUGCUGCUCAUCUUCCUGGUCAGGUACGACCUCAACAACCCAGCCAAGCACGCCAAGCUGGACUUCCUCAACAACCUGGCCACCGGCCUGGUCUUCAUCAUCGUGGUGGUCAACAUCUUCAUCACGGCCUUCGGCGUCCAGAGGCCCGCGACGGAGCUGGCGCCGCGGCAGUAG